Branchiostoma belcheri (Belcher's lancelet) is the source of this 4754-nucleotide messenger RNA. Its product is annotated as zinc finger protein 91-like. The transcript is spliced from 3 exons. Gene Ontology annotation, cellular component: nucleus. Gene Ontology annotation, biological process: regulation of transcription by RNA polymerase II. The record is from RefSeq and is a predicted model, not a curated record. Gene Ontology annotation, molecular function: RNA polymerase II transcription regulatory region sequence-specific DNA binding; DNA-binding transcription factor activity, RNA polymerase II-specific. Bases 110 to 4363 code for a protein of 1417 amino acids. NCBI's taxonomy places the organism in Eukaryota, Metazoa, Chordata, Leptocardii, Amphioxiformes, Branchiostomatidae.
CAAAACAGGAUCCGCCAUUUUGAGAAUUUUUUCUUCGGGAAGUUUCUCCGGAACUUGUGUCUACCAACUUUUACAAGGUUUGAGACUUUCAGGAGCAACAUUAAUAGUGAUGGAGACCACCAAUGGUAGCAGUGCUGAAGGUGAGAGUCCACAGUACCAGUGCUCACACUGUGACUACCAAACUACCAGGAAGUGUAGCUUGGACAGGCACCAGAAGUCCCACUCUGGAAACAAAACCUUCAGAUGCAAACACUGCGACUUUUCCACCAACAGUGAACAGUACUUGGAGGUACAUGUGAUGAAGCACACUGGAGCUGGUAUAAGGUACCUUUGUGAGGAGUGUGGGUUCACCACUGCAUCCAAGUCUCAGUUUACAACUCACUGUAGAACUCACGCAGCCUUCAAGUGCGACAAGUGCGAUUUCUCGGCAUCACAGAAGGGUAACUUAGACAGACAUACACAGAGAUGUCACAGUGACGCAAGCAAGGCGGCGGUCCUAAAGUGCGACAGUUGUAAGUAUCGUACGAAAGUAAAAGACAGUCUUCUCCGGCAUGUGAAGCAGCGCCACCCAGAGAAAGACAUCAGGAACUGCAGCGUAGUGUGUGACUUCAUGGUUCCUCUUGAUGCACACAUGAAAAUGCACACAAAUGAAAAACCUUCAGAAAGUAAUGGAACAGGUAAUGGUCAGGAACAGGAAUGCUACUCUAGCCAGCGCAGAAAAAGAAGCAUCAGCACUCUAGAAGAGAGUGUUAAGGGUACCGAUUCUGAUGUAUCAAAUACCACCAGGAGGUUGUUGCGUAAACGCACUGCAACUGAUCACAAGAACGUUUCCGAGUCGCACGCAGAGCUGCGCUGCAAAGACUGCGGUUACGUCGCUACGAACAAGUCCUGUCUCACGCGACACACGAGGACUCACACGGGGGACAGGCCGUUUAAGUGUUCUCUUUGCAACUACGCCACCACACAGAGCUGCCACCUGGACAGACACAUGGACUGGCAUGCCGGAAAGGUGAAGAAACCCUUCGCGUGCAAGACGUGCAAGUACAGGGCGUACAGCCGUUCUACCCUGGAGGAACACGAAAGAAUACAUACGGGUGAAAAGCCUUUCAAGUGUGAACAGUGCGACUUCGUAACGGCCCACAAAAAGUGCCUUAGAACUCACAUGGCCAAACACACAAAGGGAGAUGACCUCCAGUGUGUCCAGUGUAGUUAUAAAGCUCCCAGUGGAUAUGCGCUGUACGUACACGCCAUGAAACACACCAAGGAUAAACCAUGUGUGUGCAGUCUUUGCGGGUAUAAGACAUCCUCAAAGGGUGAUCUGAAGAAACACACUGCUACCUGCAAGAGGACUGACAAAACACCCAAAAACAAUGUAGAAAGCACAUGCAACAGUCCCUCAGUCAACAAUGUGACUUCAGAAAUGCAGGAAGAAGUGGCAGGUAGUAGUUUAAGUCUAACUACCAAUACAGAACCACAGCAAACACAGGCCAACUUAGGCCAGGACUGUAGUGACAAUACAGAAGAACAAGUCAGAAAGGAAUUUAAACCUGUAGCAGAAGUAUCAAUAAGUUCUGAUAUAGCAGAAAAAAUAGUGCCUCUUGACUGUCAGGAAAGUAACAGGGAACAAAAAGAAGCCAGUAUAAAUGGUCCAGGCAAAGACUUUGACUGUACUGCCAUGAAACUCGACCAAGAAACGCUCCCCCCUUGCAAGAUGCAAACAAAACCCAGUGAGCUUGUGAGAAAUGUAGCUACUGAUACCACACUAGAUCACAAGAAUGCUGUUACAGGUCCAGCCAGUAUAGUUGACAUCAUUGUAGACACAGCAGAUUCAAGUCAAGAGCCUAUGAAGAAUGAACAGAUAGUCUGUAGUCUAGAGAAAGAUGGAGACAAUGGGCUGUCACUGGCACAAGCAGGAGAUGAACCAAGUGCAGAUCUUGAUUCUGUAGAACAAGUUCAGUCAGAAACUUGUCAGAGUUCAAGUGCUGUAGGCAACAUGACUGUAGAAGUAGAAUCUGAUGACACUGGGUCUCAGCAAAGUCAAGUAGUGAUAACUACAGCCAAGGGUGUAGGAAAUGGACAACCUGUGGAGACCGAGAUGUUCAAAUUCCAGUGCACCACCUGCAUGUACAAGACCAGCCACCAGAAGGCCUGGGACCUCCACCUGCAUCAGGUGCACCCCUCGGGCGACACCUACAGCUGUAGCACCUGCGACUUCUCCACGAGUAGUGAUGUCGCUCUCCUCGAGCACAGAAUGCAACACCACUCUUCUUCCACUGCCUUUUCCUGCAACCACUGCAAGUACAAAACUAAGCAGAAGGUUCAGCUGGAAAGACACAUGCGUCGACAUAGCAAGGAGAGACCGUUAAAAUGCGAUCAGUGCGAUUUUGCUACUGCGAACGAGCAGUCCUUCAAACAGCACACAGCGGCACACGGCAACGAGAAACCGUUCGCGUGCCCGGAGUGCGAUUUUAAGGCCAAGUAUAAACCGCAGCUGGCGCGCCACAUGAUGACACAUGCAGACAAGUUGGGGAAUGUCGAUCAUCUUCUAGGUGUGAAGGUGUUCUUGUGUGAGGAGUGCGGCUUCUGUGCUUUCAACAGCACUUCCUUCAAGAGACACGUGAGGUCGCACACGGGAGAGAGACCCUUCAAGUGCGAGCAGUGCGACUUCUCCACCGCCCAGAAGGGCCACCUGAAACGCCACAUGAGCUGGCACAACGGCACGCUGAAAAAGAGACACGCGUGCACCCUGUGUUCUUAUAAGACGGAAAGCCGCACGUGCCUAACCACUCACAUGAACAUUCACACUGGCGUAAAACCCUUCAAAUGCCACCUGUGUGACUUUGCGUCCGCUCACAAACGAAGCUUAGAGCAGCACCUCGCCCGCCACAAAGGGAUCAAACGUUUCACCUGCGACAUCUGCGGAUUUCAGACCGCAGAAAGCUCCCAAAUGACCCUCCACAAGAGAAAACAUCUACCCAACAAACAACUGCAGUGUGAUCAGUGUAAAUACUCGACAGUUUGGCCGAGCAACUUCAAGACCCACAUGUUGAAGCACAAGGGUGUGCAGAAGCACAGGUGUCACCUGUGCAACUUUAAGUCAACCGACAAGACUGCGCUCGCUGCCCAUCGCGAGACAGCUCACAAGGAUAAACCGUACAAGUGCACUUUCUGUGACUUUGCCACCGGCUACAAGAAAAGCCUGAGCCUGCACCUGAUGACACACACAGGCGAGAAACCUUACGCUUGUGACAUGUGUGAGUACAGGUCCUUACUAAAGUGCAGUAUGGACGAACACAAGAGGAGGCACGUUGGAGACAAACCCUUCGCUUGUGACCUCUGUCCAUACAAGUCUGUCAAAAAGAGUGCCCUGACCAGGCAUAUGAAGAAACACACCGGCGAGCGGCCCUACCAGUGCGACCAGUGUGGUUUCAGGGCCUCGCAAAAGGAGACCAUCAACCGCCACUUGGAGCGGCACAUCCGGGAGAAAGUCUUCCAGUGUUGCAAGUGCGGGCUCAAGACGGGAACGGCUGGCAAGUUGAAGAAGCACCAAGAGAUAUGUCAACAGUAUGUCCAGGUGCCGGUAGGGCGGGUACACGUGCCAUUGUUCAACCCAGACGAUGUGCUACAGCAAGCAAUGGCACAGGCCUCUCCAGAGCUAGAGCCUACCCAGGACAGCAUACAGGUUAGCACAGUACAAACUGAGGAUAUACUGCAUACGUCAGUGCUCAAUCUUAGCACACAGACGGAAGAAACAAUUUCACAGUCUACAAAACUAGGCAUAACAGCCAUCAUUCCCGAUGCAAACAUGGAGACAACAAGAAGUGGAAGCCCAGAAACAAAUGUUGUGCCAACCAGUGAGAGUCAAAAGCAGUUCAACCUAUCUGUUGGUAGGACUGUGGAAGUAACCAAUGAAAUCCCAAGUUCUAGUGUGGUAACAAGCAGUGAAAUAGACAGUACAGGUGUGGUACCAACCAAUGGCAGUGUUGGAACAUGUGAGGAAACAGGUGUGGAAGGGACCAAUGAAAUCACCAGUACAACUGUGGACACAGCCAAUGAGAUGGCUAGCACAGGUGUGGAGCUAACCAAUGGCAGUGCAGGAUCAGAUGUGGAACUGACCAAUGGCAGUACAGGAACAAGUGAAGGACUGAUCACCACCAUUUCAAUUCCAAACGCGAUACAGCUGACCGGACAAGACGGAGAGAUCAUUCUUAUCGAACCGGGAGUGUUCGAGAACGGCGGAUUCCUCGGAACAAGUGGAAUGCAGAUUCGCGUAACUCCGGAACAAAUCCUACAACUUCUAGAACGGAACACCCUCCAGGACAGCGGACAGUCAGAAACAGAGACAAAAGAAACUCAAUCAUGAUACAAAGUCACAGAAAUAUUCCCACACCACAGAGUGUUUAAAAGCUAUUUUGUUGGUUUGUUUUGUUGUUUUUGUUGAUUCUAGACAUGUAGCUUUCACAAAACAGCACCUGCUCACUUACAAACUUCAGUAAAAUAGUAGCUCUCAUUUGCAUAGCUAUUGAAACCACUAUGGUAUUUACCUGUAACAUUGAGAAUCAAAACAGUGAUGAUACAAAAUCACAGAAAUAUUUCCACACCGCAUAACAUUUAAAAGGUACGUGUAUGUUGUUGGUUUGUUUUAUUUGUUGAUUCUAGGUACGUAGCUUACGCGAAACACCACCUGCUCACUUACAAACUUAAGAAAAACAGUACCUCUCAUUUUCAUAGCCAUUAAAACCACUAUGGCAUUU